Tilletiaria anomala UBC 951 is the source of this 1837-nucleotide messenger RNA. Its product is annotated as putative glycerol kinase. The transcript is spliced from 2 exons. Gene Ontology annotation, biological process: glycerol metabolic process; triglyceride metabolic process; glycerol-3-phosphate biosynthetic process. Gene Ontology annotation, molecular function: glycerol kinase activity. The record is from RefSeq and is a predicted model, not a curated record. Bases 125 to 1744 code for a protein of 539 amino acids. Gene Ontology annotation, cellular component: mitochondrion. NCBI's taxonomy places the organism in Eukaryota, Fungi, Basidiomycota, Exobasidiomycetes, Georgefischeriales, Tilletiariaceae.
ACCGCCCGGUCCGCUCGGGAAGUAAGGAGUACAUAUCGCCUCUGAUCUCUUGGUACACCCAUCAGCCUCACCCCCUCUUUGUGCAGACCGCAGUCUCGAGCGUAGCAGGUGAGAUUUUCCCAUCAUGACAAACUGCGUUGCCUCCAUCGAUGCCGGCACCACCUCGGUGCGCUGCAUGAUCUUCGACGAGACGGCCAAGGUGCUCGCCUCACACCAGCUCGAGUUCGCACAGUACUUCAUCCAUCCGGGUUGGCACGAGCAGGACGCCCACGAGAUUGUCGAGAAGUGCUACCAGUGCAUCGAGAGGGCCGUCGCCGACCUUGGCAAGCUCGAUGGCGGCAAGUGGAACGUAAAAGUCAUCGGCAUCACCAACCAGCGCGAGACGACGGUGGUGUGGGACAAGGAUACGGGUUUGGCCCUGACCCGCGCGAUCGCCUGGCCCGACACGCGCACCGCACACACUGUCCGAGAGCUUGCCAAGAAAUCGCCCAAAGGCACUGAUGCGGUCAAGGCUGAGACGGGCCUGCCGCUGUCGACGUACUUUGCGGCGGUCAAGUUGCGCUGGAUGCUCGACAACUUGCCCGAGGUCAAGAAGGCGCACGAUGAAGGCCGCUUGCGCUUCGGAACCAUCGACUCGUGGCUGCUGUACAACUUUACCGGCGCCACCGCCGGCCCGGACGGCGGGGUGCACGUGACCGACUCGUCGAACGCAUCGCGGACAAUGUUCAUGGACCUGCGCAAGCAGACAUGGGACCAGGCGCUGUGUGACUUUUUUGGCGUCCGCAUCGACGUCCUCCCCCGCAUCGCUUCGUCUUCUGAGGUGUACGGCCAGAUGCGCGGUGGCCCACUCGAUGGCGUCGCCAUCGGCGGCAUCCUCGGCGACCAGAUGGCCGCGCUCGUCGGCAACAAGUGCUUCGCUGCCGGCGAGGCCAAGAACACGUACGGCACCGGCGCUUUCCUCUUGUACAAUACGGGAACGCACGUUGUCAACAGCGCCAACGGCCUGCUCUCGACCAUCGCGUACAAGGCUGGCCCGAAUGCGCCAGUGCACUACGCGCUCGAAGGCAGCAUCGCCGUCGCCGGCAGCGCUAUCAAGUGGGUCCGCGACAGCCUCGGCCUCAUCAAGGACGCCAGCGAGAUCGGCCCACUCGCCGCGCAGGUUGAAGAUGCCGGUGGAGUGUACUUUGUUACCGCAUUCAGCGGCCUGUUCUGCCCGUACUGGGACGACAGCGCCGCUGGGACUGUCGUGGGUCUCACGUCAUACACGGACCGACGCCACUUCUGCCGCGCGACAAUUGAGGCGACGUGCUACCAGACCGAGGCGAUCCUCGAUGCGAUGGCCAAGGACUCGGGGAUCCACCUCAAGGCGCUGCAGGUCGACGGGGGUAUGACCAACUCGGACGAGGCAAUGCAGAUCCAGGCCGACAUCCUGGGUAUCGCCAUCGAGCGCCCCGAAAUGCGCGAGAGCACGGCGCUCGGCAGCGCCAUCAUGGCCGGCAGCGCCAUCGGCCUCUUCGGUUGGAACGUCAACGAGCCACACACGCUCGACAAGGUCAACCGCGCCGGUAAGCAGCGGUUUGAGCCACGCAUCAGUGCGCAAAAGAGGCGCGCCGGCAAAAAAGGCUGGGAGCGCGCUGUGCAGCGCUCCCGCGGCUGGAACGUCAACGAGGACGAGGAUGACGGCGGAAAGGAGAACGCGUCCGCGACAGGCGCCGCUAGGGUCGGCGAGAAGGCGGCAAUGUAGGCGAUGCAUUGCAAAGUAGAGCAGACGCCAGGGCAGGUCCUCAUGCCAGCAGCGGUCACUUACUCGCAUAUCCUUUCCAUCGUCGCAAUCAAG